AUGGCCGACCAAGGGGUGGGCCAAAUCUGGACGUUUCCGACGGACAUAUCACAGUUUGACGACGAUGAGCGCAUCUCGUAUUCACGGCUCGACCGCAAGUACAUUGCCGUGCAGGACGAUGGCACUGAGUUUGAGUUUGACCAGUCACUGAGGCGUUGGAUCCCGCUUGCGGACAACGACGACGCGGACGAGGGCAGCGCCAUCGAUGCUUUUGCUGCCGCGCAUCAACAAGAAAGCAGUGCCUCGGAGAGCAGGAAACGGAAGCCGGACCACUCCUACUACAAUAGCGAGACAUACAAAAAACAAGAACACGCGAUCGGAGAUUUCACCGUCCCGGGCGAAAAACUGACCACUUUUGCUCUCCUCUUCCGUCUUGGCUUCUGCCUCGACUUUGUUUUAUUGUAUGCUCCUUGUUUCCCUCAUGUUCAGCCACGAGAUACAAGUCAGAACCAAGACCGGCAUCCAAACGGCCGUCGAGGAGGUCACAAUGGCAACAACAGCAACAACAACGACAACGACACUACCACGGGCAGCAGCAACAAGCGUGCCAAGGCACAGGCUGGCCCACGCCAACCGAAACAAAAUACCGCCGUCUACGUCACCGGACUGCCCUCCGAUGCCACGGCCGACGAGGUGGCCGAGCUGUUUUCGCGCAAGUGCGGCGUGAUCGCCGAAGAGAUCGACUCGGGCCGGCCGCGCAUCAAGAUGUACACAAACAGCGACGGCUCCUUCAAGGGCGACGCGCUCAUUGUCUUUUUCAAGCCGCAGAGCGUCGACAUGGCCAUUAUGCUGUUGGACGACACAGACUUCCGCUUUGCGCCCACGCCGGGCAGCGCAGACGCCGGACGCAUGCACGUGCAGGCGGCCGACUCGAGCUACAAGAAGACCAACUACCAGCAGCAGAGCGAGUCCAGCACGCCGGCUGAGGGCGGAACCCCAGGCGACGGGGCGGCGUCGGCAGCGGCGUCGGCAGUGGCGACGGACGGUGGUGGACAGCCGGGAUCGUCUGCGUCUGCGCCGACGGGUGGCAGCGGGAAAAACGCCCACCAGGACAAGCAAAAGAUUAUUAAAAAGACGCAGAAGCUGGACGCCAAGCUGGCCGACUGGAGCAGCGACGAGGACGAGCGGUUUGCAGGCCUGACGGGCGGCGGCGGCGGCAACAACAACGGCAGCAGCCGCAACCGCAAAUGGGACAAGGUCGUCGUCCUCAAGCACAUGUUUACGCUGGCCGAGCUCGACGAGGACCCGGCCGCGCUGCUCGACAUAAAGGAGGACAUCCGCGAGGAGUGCAGCAAGCUGGGCGACGUGACCAAUGUGGUGCUCUUUGACCAGGAAGCCGCCGGCGUGGUGAGCGUCAAAUUCAAAACGGCCGAAGCGGCGGCGGCCUGCGUGCGGCUGAUGGGUGGGCGGGCGUUUGACGGGCGCAUUGUGGAGGCGACGCUGGCGACGGGGCGGGAAAAGUACCGCAAGUCGAAAAAGGGCGACGACGACGAGGGCAAGGGCAGCAGCGACGAGGAGGACGAUUGA
Messenger RNA from Sporothrix schenckii 1099-18, 1527 nucleotides. RefSeq names its product HIV Tat-specific factor 1. Gene Ontology annotation, cellular component: U2-type spliceosomal complex; U2 snRNP. The record is from RefSeq and is a predicted model, not a curated record. Bases 1 to 1527 code for a protein of 508 amino acids. Gene Ontology annotation, molecular function: RNA binding. Gene Ontology annotation, biological process: mRNA splicing, via spliceosome. Lineage: Eukaryota; Fungi; Ascomycota; Sordariomycetes; Ophiostomatales; Ophiostomataceae. The transcript has 2 exons.